This is a messenger RNA of Carassius auratus (goldfish), 2233 nucleotides long. RefSeq names its product metal transporter CNNM4-like. The record is from RefSeq and is a predicted model, not a curated record. Gene Ontology annotation, molecular function: sodium ion transmembrane transporter activity; magnesium ion transmembrane transporter activity. Gene Ontology annotation, cellular component: plasma membrane. Lineage: Eukaryota; Metazoa; Chordata; Actinopteri; Cypriniformes; Cyprinidae. Gene Ontology annotation, biological process: magnesium ion transport; magnesium ion homeostasis. The annotation marks the transcript as partial. The transcript is spliced from 6 exons.
GGCAGCGAUGACGUGACGUAAGGUCCAGCCUUGCGGAGAGAGCGCAACAAACAUGGCGACAGAGCGGAGUGGACAGGGGUAUCUUCUAACUUUCAUCGUGUUCCUCUGGAGCUCUGUCGGCGGGCGGACGGAGACGUCAAGCCCCGACUCCAGCAGUCAGAUCCUGGGCAUGCGGCUAGAGAGGAGCGGCAAAGCGGCCAGCACGACGGAGGACGGGCUCAUCCAGGUAACAGAGGAGAGCAACGUCGUGCUCAGGUUUUAUGGGCUGCACCUGAGCCCGGACACAGCAUCCCACAUCAGGUUCACAGAGUAUGUGGAUACGGAGGACAGUGACGAGUUAAACAGGACUUGUGAGGAUUUCACCAAAGACCUGAGCAUCAGCACCUUCAUGAACGUGAGCAACAGAGGGACGUCAGGUCUGGUGAGUGUGUAUGUGAAGCCACUGCGUAAGAGUGAACGAGAAAAGAUCUACAGCCUAUGUGUCAGGCAGGGUUUGGGAGACAAAUGGGUCCAGCUGGGUGAAAGCGAUGGAAGAUUGUUAGUCAUAGAGGAGAAAGAAUCUUUUCUACCUCUUUGGUUCCAAAUCAUCCUUAUUAUAGGUUUGCUGAUGCUGUCCGGCAUGUUCAGUGGGCUCAACCUGGGGCUCAUGGCAUUGGAUCCAAUGGAGCUUCGCAUUGUACAAAGCUGUGGAACUAAUAAGGAAAAGAAAUAUGCGCGAAAAAUCGAACCCAUUCGAAGCAAGGGCAACUAUCUGCUUUGCUCUUUAUUGUUGGGUAACGUGCUGGUCAACACAACUUUAACAAUCCUGCUAGAUGAUUUGAUUGGGUCGGGGUUGGGAGCCGUAGUGGCAUCUACUGUUGGCAUUGUCAUAUUUGGUGAAAUUGUGCCACAAGCUCUGUGCUCGCGUCACGGUUUGGCUGUAGGUGCCAACACCAUCAUGUUGACCAAAUUUUUCAUGCUCCUGACCUUUCCAUUAUCAUUCCCCGUCAGUAAGCUCUUGGAUUGCGUUCUUGGGCAGGAAAUCGGCACCGUCUACAAUCGCGAGAAGUUGUUGGAGAUGCUGAGGGUCACCGAACCCUACAACGACCUGGUCAAAGAAGAACUGAACAUCAUACAAGGUGCACUGGAACUCCGAACCAAGACGGUUGAGAAUGUGAUGACGCCUCUGAGCAACUGCUUCAUGAUUCACAUUGACACCGUGCUCGACUUUAAUACCAUGUCUGAGAUCAUGGAAAGCGGCUACACGCGGAUUCCCGUGUACGAUACCGAGCUCUCCAACAUCGUGGAUGUCCUGUACGUCAAAGAUCUGGCCUUCGUUGACCCCGACGACUGCACGACGCUUAAAACGGUCACUAAGUUCUACAAUCACCCGGUGCAUUUCGUCUUCCACGACACUAAGCUGGAUGCCAUGUUGGAGGAGUUUAAGAAAGGUAAAUCCCACCUGGCCAUCGUUCAGAAGGUGAAUAAUGAGGGCGAAGGAGAUCCGUUCUACGAGGUCCUGGGUCUGGUCACGCUGGAGGACGUCAUCGAGGAGAUCAUCAAAUCUGAGAUCCUGGACGAGUCUGAUCUUUACACUGACAAUAGUAACAGAAAGAAAGUGGAUCCCAACAAGAACAAGAGGGACUUUUCUGCUUUCAAACAUGAGAGUGAAUCCAAAUCCAAGAUAUCGCCUCAACUAAUGCUAGCAGCGCAUCGUUUCCUCGCUACUGAGGUGAGCCUUUUCUGUCCACUCCAGAUUUCGGACAAGGUCUUACUGCGAAUCCUCAAGCACCCGGAUGUCAUUCAGGAGAUUAAGUUCAAUGAGAACGACAAGCGCUCACAACAGCACUAUUUAUAUCAGCGUGGAAAACCUGCCGACUUUUUCAUCCUUAUCCUUCAGGGUCGGGUGGAAGUUGAGGCUGGAAAUGAGAAUAUGAUGUUUGAAACAGGGCCUUUCUCUUAUUAUGGAGUCAUGGCACUGUCUACACCAUGCCUGGAGUUUCGCUCCCCGUCUCACUUGAGUGGUUUGAACCGCUCGGCCUCUCUGAGCCACACAGAAAGAGUCGACUCUGUGUCCGUCAUCGGCAGUAACAGUCAGCUCAAUAACAGCCCUGUGGCACAGUACAUCCCUGAUUUUAACGUGCGGGCCCUCACUGACCUGCAGUAUGUGAAGGUAUGUUACGUCUAUAAACAGCUGAUAACAGCAAGGUUUCAGUCUGGUCUUCACACAAAUGUAUGUAUGACUUCAGAAAAG